CGCCCCUGUAGCUGUUGCGACGCAGCUGCUGGUGGCUGUUGCUGUUUUGGAAUAACUCUUCCAGGUAGGAGCUGUUAUCACCUUUGAGGAAAGAGGAACCUGAGCGAAAAAGAGAUUAAGUGACUUUCCCAGGGUCACACUGCUAGAAAGACCCCCCCAACAUGGAAGAGACAGUUGAGGAGCCCCCGACGUCAGCUGUCUUGCUGGAUCAUUGCCAUUUCUCUCAGAUCAUCUUUAACAAUGUGGAGAAGUUUUACAUCCCUGGGGGAGACAUCACAUGCCAUUACACCCUCACCCAGCAUUUCAUUCCCCGCCGGAAGGACUGGGUUGGCAUCUUUAGGGUAGGAUGGAAGACAACCCGAGAAUAUUACACUUUUAUGUGGGCUGCUUUGCCAACCGACCUCAACAGUAAAUCAUCCUUGCAGCAACAAGUGCAGUUUAAAGCUUACUACCUACCCAAAGAUGAUGAGUAUUAUCAGUUCUGCUAUGUGGAUCAGGAUGGUGUUGUCCGAGGGGCCAGUGUCCCUUUCCAGUUCCGUCCGGAAAGUGAGGAGGACAUCUUGGUGGUCACCACUCAGGGAGAGGUGGAGGAGAUUGAGCAGCUCAACAAGGACCUUCGCCAGGAGAACCAGGACCUGAAAGACAACUGUCUUAGUCUCCAGAAACAGAACUCAGACCUGCAUGCUGAGCUUCAAAAGACACAGGAACUGCAGGAGAGACUGGAGUCUCUGACAGAGAUCAAUAAGACAUUAGAGCAGAGGAUUGGUGUCCUGAAUGAAGAGAAUGAGGGUCUGAAAGUACAGAAAGGUUGCUGGGAGACAGAACUGCUUCAACUUAAAGUGCAGAACCAGAAUGUGUCCUCAGAAAAUGAGAAAAUGGGUGUCAGGCUGAAGACCACUCUUGAUCACCUUGAUCAGCUUCAGGCACAGAUUUCAGUUCGGGAGAAAGAAAUGGAGAAGCUGACUCAAGGAGACCGGGACAGAACAGAGCAGUUGGAGCAUUUGAAGAAAGAAAAUGAACAGCUACUUCUCAGUUUGACUAAACAGAGGGAGCACCAGCAGAAGCUUGAAGAGACUGUGGAGGAGAUGAAGCAAAAGGAAACUGGAUCAGCUCGGAAGCAGCAGGAGCUCAUGAACCAGAUCAGUGACCUGAUGAAGAAGCUAGAGGAGAGUAAGUUUUUAUAUGAGGAGCUACAGAGAGAGAAGACCAGGAUAGAAGGAGAAAACAAUCUCUUGCAGAAGGAAAAUGAGAGGCUGCUGUGUUAUGUCUGUGAGAAUUCUGAUUCUAAUCUGCUCUCUAACCCUACUCCUGUUCAAGAAGCCCUAGAAGAAAACACUGGACUCGUCUUUGGAAAUCCUUACUCUGCUACCCAAGACGUCCAUGUUCCCAGCCUGCCCUCCAUCAAAAAGUGCCCUAUCUGCCGUGGGGUCUUCCCUGAUGAUGUGGAGGAAAACAUCUUUGAGCAGCACCUGCAGACCCAUAUCCUGGACUGUCCAUAUUGUGAUGAGUUCUUCUCAGAGGCUGAGCGACAGGUGUAUGAUGAUCAUGUGUUCUGCCACUCACUUUAAAAAGUGUCACAAUUGUUUGAUCUCAGGUAGAAUAGGCCAGAAAGCUCCUCUUAAGAGUAAUGAGUCAAGAUUGCUUCCAGACCUGAAACCUCUAAAUCCACUCAGUCCUUCUUUCUUCUGGAGAUGGCGUCCUGAAGACCCAUCUUUGAGAUAUUUGUUAACAUUCAUCCUUUUGGAUCAGUCUCUGUUAUAGCUCAGAUAACUAGCUUGUGGCCCUUAACCUUUCUAUAAAGGGACUCAAUGAGACAGGCCCAGAAUGAGGCUGCCUUGCUUUUGCAGACCAGAACCUGGCUUGGGCACUGAAGUGAUUAUCCCUCUCUGUCACCUACCUGCUGUUUGAAUUGAUCAAGCCAAGGUGAAGCUGGCCCAAAUGAAUUUGCACUCUCAGUUAUAGCCCUGUAUCUAGAAGUCAUUUGAGGCAGUGACUGGGAAUUUCCUUCUAUUCACUAGCUCUUUUCCUCCAACUAGCUGCUUGGAUUGGUCACAUUUAGCAAAGCAAAGAAUGAAUGCAUCCGGACUCUAGUCUGGCCAUGUGAAGUAUCUUGCCCCAGCCUCCCCCUUCCUUAUAGAAGUAACAUUUGCAUUUUCUAUGCAAAUAUACAACCCUAGUGUAAUGGCCUUUCAUAGUGAGUAAUUAGAAGCCAGUGAUUUGGAAUUGUUUUCCUGAGCAGCAGGUGGGUUUAAAUUAUUUUGGAUAAGCAAAAAUAAUGGAUACUUAAGUCUGUUAAUCUCUUGAUUGCAAAUAAAAUCCUCAUCUCUUUCUGUGA
Molecule: messenger RNA, 2335 nt
Organism: Dromiciops gliroides (monito del monte)
Lineage: Eukaryota; Metazoa; Chordata; Mammalia; Microbiotheria; Microbiotheriidae
Gene: CALCOCO2
Product: calcium binding and coiled-coil domain 2
Exons: 14
Coding region: 162-1568 (468 amino acids)
Biological process (GO): positive regulation of autophagosome maturation; xenophagy
Cellular component (GO): PML body; autophagosome
Source: RefSeq, a predicted model, not a curated record